This is a messenger RNA of Anoplophora glabripennis (Asian longhorned beetle), 1671 nucleotides long. Its product is annotated as putative glucosylceramidase 3. NCBI's taxonomy places the organism in Eukaryota, Metazoa, Arthropoda, Insecta, Coleoptera, Cerambycidae. Gene Ontology annotation, biological process: glucosylceramide catabolic process. Gene Ontology annotation, molecular function: glucosylceramidase activity. The record is from RefSeq and is a predicted model, not a curated record. Bases 65 to 1591 code for a protein of 508 amino acids. The transcript has 7 exons.
UGAAGACAGUGUCUACUAGGCUUUGCCAGUGUGUGCUUGUGGAACGUACCAAUCAGUAACGAAAAUGGUGGUUCCAUUGUUAAUACUGUUCAUACUUGUAACGUCAGUUCUCAGUCAAAGCUGUAAUAUUAGGGAAACAGACGAUGGAAGUGUCUGCGUCUGCAACGCAAAAUACUGUGACACCGUUCCAGAUUUGGAUGUGUCUACUGGAAAAUAUCAGGUGUAUUCUACUAGCAAGGCCAAAUUAGGAUUCUACAGUACCACCGGAUCUUUUGUCGAAAAUACUGAUGGAGAAGAAAGCUCCAUCACUGUUGAUCAAGAUACAAAAUAUCAAAGUAUCAUCGGAUUUGGUGGGGCUUUCACGGACUCUGCAGGUAUCAACAUAAAAUUACUACCAGCAGAGGCUCAAAAUAAUUUAAUCGAAAGCUAUUUUGGUAGCAGCGGUAUCGAGUAUAGUUUGUGCAGGGUUCCCAUUGGUGGAACUGACUUUUCAACAAGAGGAUAUUCUUAUGAUGAUGUUGAGGGGGACGUUACUUUGGAGCAUUUUGCGCUUCAGCAGGAUGAUUUAGAUUAUAAGAUACCUUUUAUUCUACAAGCAAAGGCCUUGAGAAACAACAAUAUUAAACUAUUUGCCUCUGCCUGGACAGCGCCAACUUGGAUGAAAACGAACAACGAUUGGUCUGGCAUAGGUAGUCUCAAGGAUGAAUACUAUCAACUUUGGGCCGAUUACAUUUUGAGGUUUUUCGAAGAGUACGAUAAGCAGAACAUCUCUUUCUGGGGUAUGACGACGCAGAAUGAGCCUAUUGAUGGAUACCUUCCAAAAUUCUUUUCGAAAAUUAAUUCCAUGGGUUGGUUGCCCUCGCAAAUGAAUGAAUGGAUAGGUGAGAAUUUGGGACCAACUAUAAGAAAUUCAGCAUUCAGCGAUUUAAAAAUUAUGCUACAUGACGAUAACAGGAUCACGUUACCUGUUCUAUUAUUGUUGCUAGACAAUGAAAAAACAAUGAGUUAUGCUGACGGAGCUGCAGUUCAUUGGUAUGCAAAUUUAUUGGUACCAGCUUCUAGUUUGCAGAUUUUGAACAUUGAUAAAGAUGAUUGGUUCUUUAUAUCAUCAGAAGCAUGCAAUGGAUAUCUAGCAGGGUUGGGCUUGGACAAAUCUGUAAAGAAAGGUAGCUGGUCCAGAGGGGAAAAGUAUAUUAAAGAUAUUUUGGACGAUCUGGAGCAAGGAGCAGCUGGCUGGGUGGACUGGAACAUGGUCCUGGAUGAAGAAGGUGGCCCUACCUAUAUCGGCAACUAUGUCGAUUCUCCAAUUCUGGUCAACGCAACCUUGCAGGAGUAUUACAAACAGCCGAUGUUCUACGUUAUGGGACAUUUCUCAAAGUUUGUGGUUCCCGAUUCCGUUAGGCUGGAAACCUCUGUUGAGCACUUGGAUAAUGUGAGAGCAAUGGCUUUCUUGAGACCAGACAAUUUAAUUGCGUUAGUUGUUUAUAAUAGUGGUAGCAAGAAAGUUAGUGUCCACAUACAGAAUAACCAGGGACAGACCGCUGCCAUACAAAUAGAAGCACACUCUAUCAACACUGUAUUGUAUAGUUAGAUGUUAGUAAUUGAAAUGUAACAUAGUGUAAUACGGUGAAAAAUAAUAAUGCAAAGAAAGUAAAUAUUUAAUAAAGUAAA